UUUGAAGAAAUUUGCCCAAAAACACUUCAUUCCUUUCAUUUUUCCACAAAAGGAAACCCUUUUAUUUUCUUUCCAAGAAUCUCGUUUUGGGUAUUGAAUUCAUACAGCCAAAUCCCAGAAGAACAGCAUCGAAAUAAGGUGGGAGGUUGAAAAUAAUGACGAGACAGAAAAUUCAGAUAAAGAAAAUAGACAACAUAGCAGCAAGGCAAGUGACUUUCUCAAAGAGAAGAAGAGGGCUAUUCAAAAAAGCUCAUGAACUAGCCACUCUUUGUGAUGCUGAUAUUGCUCUCAUUGUUUUUUCUGCUUCUGGCAAGCUAUUUGACUAUUCUAGCUCAAGCAUGCAGGAGUUGCUGAGAAGACAUAACAUGAUACCAGAGGUUAAUAACUUUGGUCAGCAGCCUCCAUCUCAGCUUGAAAAGGAUGCCUAUGCUAAAUUGAGUGAAGAAUUUGCAGCCAAAACCAAAGAGCUUAAGCAUAUGAGGGGAGAGGAUCUUCAAGAUUUGGGAAUAGAAGAACUAAAGCAACUGGAGAAAUUGCUGGAGAUUGGUUUGAAUCGUGUUAUAGAGACCAAGGAUGACAAGUUUCUAAAAGAAAUUGGUGCUGGAAAGGAAAAGGAAACUUUGCUGAUGAAAGAGAAUCAGAGACUAAGAAAUGGGAUGGUAACUUUGAAUCAUAGGGAGCAAGAACAAGCAGUGAUUGGUGGGAGCUCCUUGGGGUCAAAGUCAAACACCACCAGCUCCUCACCAAACCCUAAUUCUCAUGAUUUUGAAGACAUUUCUCUUAAAUUGGGUCUGUGAAGGCACAAAGUAAGCAUCUCUUCUUUGCAGCAUCUUGACAAUGAAGUCAGGGUUCCCCAAUGGAGCUUUACUGAUCAUCACUUGACUGCCAAACCACUUAUUUAUUUGUAUAGAGAAAGAAUGUGAAAAGUAAGGCAUUCCAAUCCCAUUUCAGAGUUAUAUAAAUGAUGUUUCAACAACAAAACAAGAGUUGCAUACAUAAUUAUUAUUGUUUA
Messenger RNA from Cucurbita maxima (winter squash), 1012 nucleotides. RefSeq names its product MADS-box protein SVP-like. Gene Ontology annotation, cellular component: nucleus. The coding region runs from base 156 to 797 and encodes 213 amino acids. Gene Ontology annotation, biological process: positive regulation of transcription by RNA polymerase II. The transcript is spliced from 9 exons. NCBI's taxonomy places the organism in Eukaryota, Viridiplantae, Streptophyta, Magnoliopsida, Cucurbitales, Cucurbitaceae. Gene Ontology annotation, molecular function: protein dimerization activity; RNA polymerase II cis-regulatory region sequence-specific DNA binding; DNA-binding transcription factor activity, RNA polymerase II-specific. The record is from RefSeq and is a predicted model, not a curated record.